AUGCUGUGGAGAGAGGACUCCAGGCUAGCCUGGUUUCAUAGUUCUCAGCCAAUGACAAGAAGUCGAUCCUCUGAAUUGCAGAGGAGAUAUGCUGCCAUGCAAACAACUCAAAAAACACUAGGUGUGGAAGCUAUGCACAAUGCUUUGCGGUAUGGCCCCAACGAAAUGAAGGAAGAAUUUUCAAAUCCAAAUAAUUUCACUGAUCUUCCUAUGUGUGAGACUCCCAAUCAAAUAGGCUCAUUUGCGUCUUCAUCCAAUUCAUCCUCAUCUACAUUCAACAUGCUGCAAACGGGUACUAUAGAUCAAGUAUCCUCUAUUGUAAGCAUGCUAAAGGGUACCAUAGAACACAAGAAACUCAGCAAUCAGAUUGAGAAAGAAGCUGUUGAAGAAAGCUCAAAUGGGGUUUAUCAUCCAGCUCAAGAAGCUACAGUUCAUACUAGUUUUAGUGAAGGACAUGUGAAUCAAAUUCAUGAAAUGCCAGGAACUUUUCAAGAAUUGUCUGCUGGCCAAGUGAAGAAUCCUGCAGUUUUACAAGGAAUUCAAGGAUCUUUGGAGAUUGACUUUGAAGGUUUUGUAAAUCCAACACAUACAAUUCACAUGAGCACAGUUUCUCGGGAACCUUCACAGAGUGAAUCUUCUGCUGUUGCACCAUUAAUCUCAUCUGGUUUUGAAGUAUGUGAUGGUCUUAGCAACUCCUGUCAAACUCUAAGCAUCUGUGAAAGCUCAAGGAGACAAGCUGAAAAUUCUAGAAGCAUGGAUAAUGGCUCCAGAGCAAAAGAUAUCCGAGGACGAAUAAUUGACAAUUUGAAAGAUGACAGGAAGAGGGGAGAACUAAUUCAAUGUGGAUCUAUGACUUCAGCUGGUUCAGCAGACAAAGGAGAUCCCACAAAAAGGCGUAGGGUUGAGCGGUCGAGAAAGAUGGCAGAGGCAAAGGAAAGGAAUUUGACACCAGCAAUUCCAUCUGAUAUGCAGUCAGUUCUGAAAAGGUGUGAAAAUCUUGAAAAGGAAGUACGAUCGCUCAAACUUAACCUGUCUUUCAUGAACAGGAAGGAUUCUGAACAGACCAAACAGAUAGAAGAACUUCAGAAGCAAAACAAAGAUUUGGUAGAUGAAAAGAGGCGUCUCCUGGGAGAGAUCGAGCGGAUCAUCUCAGAAACGGGAAAGAUGUAGAACUGAUUUAUAUUAGUCACUUUUCCAGCUCUUGGUAUGUUUUGGCAACAAGAAAAUUAUUGGUAACAAUGUCAAAGGUCCUAAAGAUCCACUUCAGGCACCAAUUGAGAAUCAGCAUGCAAUUGAGUAAGCAGACGAAAGAUUGGAGGCCUUCCCGUGAUGUACGUAUCUGUAGAGGCAGAGUGACUUGCUUGGUAUACACAUGUAAAGAAAGCCCAUAUGGGUAGUAAUCCAAUUUCUAACUUUGGUUAUGGUAGAAAUUGAGAAGAUUAAACUGUACUAUUGAUUUUAAUAGCAAGUUCAAACUCCAAUUUGUUGGGAAAUUCAUAUCUCAACAGGAGAAAGUUUUGGUGCUCCUGCA
Messenger RNA from Mangifera indica (mango), 1531 nucleotides. Its product is annotated as protein CYCLOPS-like. The record is from RefSeq and is a predicted model, not a curated record. Lineage: Eukaryota; Viridiplantae; Streptophyta; Magnoliopsida; Sapindales; Anacardiaceae. Gene Ontology annotation, biological process: arbuscular mycorrhizal association. Bases 1 to 1170 code for a protein of 389 amino acids. Gene Ontology annotation, cellular component: nucleus. Gene Ontology annotation, molecular function: sequence-specific DNA binding. The transcript is spliced from 8 exons.